AGUUCCCGCAGAGGCCCUGGGCUGGGCAGGAGAGCCUGGUUGCUCCAGGGGCAUGUGAGUCCUCCCCGUACAAGGUUACUUGAGUAAUGCUGGUUGUGAUUUUGAUUUAUUUAAACUUAUUCCAAAGUAAGUUAGAAGCUGGACCUUAUUUUUUCUCUUUUAACCUGCUCACAUAGCAUAGAAAGGAAUGAGAAAGAGUAAUAGGUGGCUGCUUCUGGGACAGGUUGAGUAGCCCAGCAUUGUAGCAGCUGCCAUUCUGCUUACAAGGCCCCCUCUCGACAGGGGUCUGCUGUUACCAGGAGUGAUGAGAGUGGGAAGGAGGUAAGAGCUGACAUGCACUGGACAGCAGGUGGGCAGGGGAGGAGUAGCACCAUCCUGAGAGACCGGGGAUCUUCAGGACUGCCUGACCUGCCUCCCCUUGAGUCCCUGGAAGCAGCUGGUGGGGGUGGGGUGGCAGGCAUUUGGGAGAUGGGAAACACUGAGCAUGGCAGGCUAGAAAGGAUCAAACACUUCUUGACUGGCAGAGCUCAGUUUACCAAGUUCUGACACGUCUGUGACAUUUAAUCCUCACAAAGACCCAGUGAAGUCAGUGCUGGUUUUGGUGGGGAUUCUACCAUUACUUGCCUAGGUUCCCAUCAUUAGUAAAUAGAGCCAAGACUAGAGGCCUAGCUGGACUUUUUCUGCUUAUCCAGCCUGAUCUUGGGAGUAGAAGUGCAUUCAAAGAACAACCUGGUGCCCUGGGGAGAAGGCCUGGACUCAGCUCAGAGGUGUCCAGAUUCAGUGUGUUCCUGUGCACAUUCUGUUUAAUGCAUCCACAGCUCAUCUAGGGCCUGGGGUUUCCUGGUGCACCCAGUUCAGUUUUUUUCUGGGAGGAAAAAAAAAGCCUUGCUCUGUAGCACUUGCUGAUUUCUAGGGUAUAAAUACUCCCACCUGGCCUAUUUCAGGGUAACAACCUGAUGUUGCUGAAUGAGAAGUUGGAAAGAUGUGCACAAUUGGCUCUCACAAGCCAUGUGUGCCAGUACACCACUGGUCCAGACCCAGUGACCUUGGCUUAGUCUGAACUAGGGACAUGGCCCUUAGUCAGUAUCCAUUAAGGUGAGGGAGGCAGCAGAGCAUGGAGGUCGAGAGGAUGGGCCAGAGUCAGACCUGAGGUCAGAUGCCGGCCCCACCACUCUGUGACCUCGGGCUCAUUACCAAACCUCUUGGCUUCGAUUUCCUCAACAGUAAAAUGAAGGAGUAGUAAAUAGUGCCUACUUCAUAGAGUUAUUGUGAGGAUGAAGAGUGGAUGACAUGCAGGGUCUGGACAGGAAUGCCUGAUAAACGCCAGCUCUGUAUGGUUGCUGAUGGUAAACCAACCUUAGCUGCAGCACUGGCUCUAGAACAGUACUUGAACUCUCCUCAGUUAGAACCUCCUGCCCAAGUCACAGACAGAUGCCAGGCAGGGAGUGGAGCCCCUGUGACUAUUCCCUGGCCUCUCAGGCGUGGAUUCAGACCCUCUGUCUCCUGGCUGGGAUACACCACCCUGACAGCUUAGGUCCAGCCAGAUCCUCAGGCCUUUUCUCCAAGGGGAGCAGAGAUCAGAGUGUACUUAGCCCUCUCCUGCCUCCUCCUGGCUCUAGAAAGACAGAGGGAGUGCUGAGUCCACCACUUACUAGCUAAGGCCCAUUAACUUCCCAGAUCCCUGCCUCUGCCCAAAGAAGAAAGGAGGCAAGAAGUGCCCCAGUGUACACUGUUGCCAGGAACUGCAAACUGGAUGGAGGGGAAGCCUUAACUGAGCAAGGAGCACUGGGCAUCUGGACACUGACCUGGCUGCAGGGCCAUGGGACACCCCAUUGGAAUCCAGUUCUUGAGUACCCCGGGCUUCUCCCUUUAGCCCCCAGUACCUCUGUGCUCUUACUUGGGGAUUACUCAAGCUCUUCAGGUCGAAGCUAGGCUGCCUCAGUUUGUGUCUUGCUCUGCUGUUCCAGCCCAGAGACCCAAGGUGUGUGGGGAGAUGGGGAAGAGAAGGGUCAGGAUGUGACCCAAACUCCUGAGGCCUUGGAAGAGGGAGACCCGCUAGAUGGUUUCACUGGGUGUGCCUGGGAGCAGGAAAGAGUUCUGAGUCAGUUCUGAUUCAGGGCCAGCAGGAGGAGUUCUAUCUAGAAGUCAAAGACUCAAUACUCCAUGCUUCGCACAGGUUUGGGCAUGGAGCCUGUUUCAUAACCAUGGGACCAAAGGGAGAAGUAGGCAGACUGAAAGGAGAUAGGCCCAGAAACAGAAUAAUGAACGAGAAAUGAGAGCUUUGCUCUCCAAAACCUGGGCCAUUACAACUGGGCUGAUGCCUGAAGAACUUUCAUGGUUGAAAGGAAAAGGUUGAGAUCUAAUCCUUAGGUGACCAACUUCACCCCCUGAAUGGCAGCACGAGACCCUGUUACUUCAACUCCAAUUUAAAGAAAGAGUACUUUUCUAUUUAAACUUUUGAAAAACCAUGGAGUCAUGGAACGUUCAAGCUGAACGUCCUCAGCACCCAGAUACUGCAGUGCUCACAGCUGCUGCACCAGGGGGCACUGGAGGCAGAGAUUCCUAAAGACAGAGUCUCAAGAAAACCUGAGCUUGCCUGGAAGUGGCUGCGGCUUCAGCCCCCUUCUCUGGUGCCCGUCUAGCCACUUUGAACCCAUUCAUGGAGAGGAUCCUCCCACUGGCACCUGGGGGGCUCUCAGGCCACCCUCGCCUGGCAAACAGGAGGGUGCCAGGCUCCAGGCCCGCCAGCUCUGCCAGCUGGGCUGGGGCUCAGGCUUUGCAGGGUUCCUUAAUCAGACCCAGAGCUAAAGCAGAGGACCCCCCCCGCAACACACACACACAACCCUCCAGCCCUGGCUGCAGCCUGCUCACACAGGUAGAUUCCCUGGCAUCUCCUGGUCUGUCCUCAGUGUGAAAGGAAGGAGAGCCUGUGCCAAGGGGGUGGUAAACUCAAAUGCCUCCAGGCAGUGUAAGUGGCACUAGUGGAGAGGUGGCGCAUGCAGAGCCUACUACCAAAGGAGAUCAAAUUUGGAACCGUGCCUCAACUCGAAGUGGCAAAAUUAUCACCAGUUUCCAGAUGAGAAACCGGCCCAGAGGGGCUCGACGAUUUCUGUUAAACUCUGAAGCCUGGGCAUGCCACUAGGUCAUCCCCGGCCAGAGCCGGUUGCCCAGAGAUGCGCGCCUUGAUGGACGGGAGGGGGCGGAGGCCGCGGUCGCUUUAAAGCGCUCCAGCCGGACUGCGCGGGGCGGGGCGCUCAGAGCCUAGGGCCCCGGGAGUAGGGCUCAGCGACUGAGCGGGGUCCCCGGAGGCACCAGCUGGGCCGGCACGGCGGGGGCGGAUCCACCUAGCACGGGGAAGGAGCGGUUGCUGGACCUCACCAGGCCAAGGCACAGGAGGCUAUAGAGGGUUCGGAGUGGCCCGUGUUGCUGUGGAGAUGGCGCAGCACGUGCGGUGACCGUGCCCGCGCCCCGAGGGUCUCAGCCUUGCGCUCGUGUCCCCUGGCGAGCAUGGAGCGCCCGGAGCCCGAGCUGAUCCGGCAGAGCUGGCGGGCAGUGAGCCGCAGCCCGCUGGAGCAUGGCACCGUCCUGUUCGCCAGGCUGUUUGACCUGGAGCCUGACCUGCUGCCCCUUUUCCAGUACAACUGUCGCCAGUUCUCCAGCCCAGAGGACUGCCUCUCCUCCCCUGAGUUCCUGGACCACAUCAGGAAGGUGAUGCUCGUCAUUGAUGCUGCAGUGACCAAUGUGGAGGACCUGUCCUCACUGGAGGAGUACCUUGCUGGCCUGGGCAGGAAGCACCGUGCAGUGGGCGUGAAGCUCAGCUCUUUCUCGGCCCUCCACAUCUGCCGAGUGCCCCCAUAA
Messenger RNA from Manis javanica (Malayan pangolin), 3858 nucleotides. NCBI's taxonomy places the organism in Eukaryota, Metazoa, Chordata, Mammalia, Pholidota, Manidae. The record is from RefSeq and is a predicted model, not a curated record.